AUGAUGAAUUAUUCACCUUUAAGAUAAAAGGGAUCAUAUAAUGUUGGAUAAUCUAGGAUGUCCUAAGAUGCAUAGCCCAACCUAAAACAGCAGAACGCAUUCACGAAUUAACAGCAAUUAAACACUUCUUAACAUUAAAAAAUUUAGUCCUAAACCUUGUAGGUAAACACCACUACUCAAUAACAAAAUGUAGUUUCUUAAUAGUCCUUCCAAUCUAUUAGAUCAGUUAGAGUCAAUUAAGUGUCUACGAGAUCCAUUCAUUAAUAAUCUGAAGCACAAGUAUCUACAACCAAUGUGAUUGUACCUGCUCAAUAACAGCCUCUGCAAUAAUCCUAAUAAAUUAGACGCGAGGGUCCAAGAUCAUUAAGAAAUUAUAUCACUUCAUCUCCUCAAGGCCCCUUAUCCCAUAAAUCCAACAAGAGCUUUUCACUCUCAAGACCUGCAUUUGUAGAGUAUUACCCUCCAGUGUAUAUGCCUCAUGUUGAACCAAUCUACAAACAAACAAUCAUUGAAAAUCCAAUUAAAGUAGUCGACUUAGUAAGGUUCGAAGAAAUGUGGAGUAAAAGAAUGAGAGGAAUAGAGGAAAUGCUUGAGACCAAAAACUAAGUAAUUGUUUAGUCUGAGAACUUUGAAUUAAGAGCAUAAAACAAUCCUGAUAGUUAGACAAUUAUAGAUUUAUAAAAUGAACUUUUUAGAGUGAAAACUUAAUUGGAAGAAAGGGAAAGAUAAAUUUAAUUAAUGAAGUAGCAAUUGUAAAAUGCCCGAGAUCAAAUAGAAUUUGAAAGCAAACAAAAUAGAAGUGCUUCCAACAUAUUGACUUCAGAAUUGAACAUCAAAAUUACAAAUUUGCAAUAAACUAUUUCUAAUUUAUAAAUAGAUUUGAAGUCAGUCUAAGAAAUGGCAGAAAAGUAUAAAUUGGAAAACUUUUAAUUAAAAGCUGAACUUCAAUAGAAUUCAUCUAUGUUGAAUGGAAAAGAUGAAAUCAUAAUGAAAUUAAAAUAAUAAUUAAAAUCCUCUCUUGAUUAAUAUAAUUUAGAUGCUUAAUCUGGAAAGAACGUUUCCUAGUAAAUUAUAAAUGAGUUACAAUUUAAGUUGAACUCCCUUUAGUAGACAAUUACCAGCUAAUAAUUGAAUCUAAAUUCAAAGGAUGAUUUAAUCGAGAAGUUGAGAAUGGAAAUCAAUUAGCUUAGAUAAGAGAGAUAGCAUAUGCAAGAUUUAUGCAAUUAAAAAGAUGAUACAAUAUCAAAAUUGCAAAUGGAAUUAAAUGAACUUUAUUAACAAGUGGAUUAAUUGACUGAGGAGAUCACAACAACUCAAUCAGUCAAGACCUAUGAGGAGGAAGCUAAAAUAUGGAAAUAAAAGUUCAAGGAGUUAAAUGAUACAUAUCAUGCAUGUUAAGAAAAAUUAAUGGUCAAAGAAGCAGAAUAUGAAUCAUUGUCUAAAUAACAUAGUCAACAGAAAAUCGUUACUUCAACUACUGUUAUCAAGUAAAACAGUUCUCGUAAUGUCUUAAAUAAUUCCGAAUAUACACAAAGCAGUUUUACAUAAAACAAUUUUACGUAAAAUGAAUUCGAUAAAUUGUAAACCCUUCAAAAACCACUUAUGAUGUGAUAUUUAAUAGUGUUAACAUAUAUGUUAUAUUUAUAAAUUGUAUAGAAAAA
Molecule: messenger RNA, 1661 nt
Organism: Paramecium tetraurelia
Lineage: Eukaryota; Ciliophora; Oligohymenophorea; Peniculida; Parameciidae
Exons: 6
Source: RefSeq, a predicted model, not a curated record